AUGAAAGAAGAUUACAAGAAGCAGGAAGAGGAUUUAAACAAGGAAUUGACCAAAAAGGGGGAACUGGAAAUGGCAACCGCGGAUACUCCAGCGGAGACGGAAGGCCAAGACGAGCAAGUGGCCACGGAACACGAGGAUGAACAGACAGAAGCUCCAUUAUACCAAAGGGAGUCCCAAGAGUUAGAUGAUAGUGUCGAACAGGAUAAUGACCAGGGCUCUGAAGAGGAUGAAGAAGAAAGUGAGGAAUUCCGCGGCCAAGACGUGGGUACCGCCGACGAUGUCAAAAGAGUAAAUAUUUAUACAAGUACUGCUAAACAAGAUAAUAUGGAGAUAAAGGAAUCCGUAGGAAACGAGAAUGAGGAUACGGACUCAGAUCCAUCCUUGUAA
Molecule: messenger RNA, 387 nt
Organism: Theileria equi strain WA
Lineage: Eukaryota; Apicomplexa; Aconoidasida; Piroplasmida; Theileriidae
Exons: 1
Coding region: 1-387 (128 amino acids)
Source: RefSeq, a predicted model, not a curated record